AUGCUACAGCCACGGCUAUGGCAACAGCAGCCCUGGAGGCAAGCUCAAUGCCUGUUCCGCGCCUCAACCAACGCCUUCGCCCGCCGCACAUAUGCCACCGCUACAGAGACUCCGCGAGUAGCGACGACAACCCGUGAGACGACGACCGAUGCCGUUGCCUUCAACCCUCCUACCGCCGCCCCAAGCCGAAGACGUGGUGGCUUCGAACUCAGAACAUACAAGCCUCGCACACCCGGUGUCCGACAUUUGCGCCGCCCUGUCAACGAUCAUCUGUGGAAGGGAAAGCCUCUGGCCAAGCUCACAUUCGCCAAAGUCGGUCACGGAAAGGGAGGUCGUAAUUGCACAGGUCGCGUGACUGUGCGACACCGUGGUGGUGGUCACAGAAGACGUAUCCGUACCGUCGACUUCAAGCGUAUGGAGCCUGGAAAGCACACUGUUGAGCGCAUCGAGUACGACCCCAACCGCAGCACUCACUUGGCCCUUCUCACAAGGCAGAAGACUGGAGAGAAGAGUUACAUUCUUGCUGCCGAUGGUAUGCGCGCUGGAGACGUCAUCGAGAGUUACCGUGCUGGAAUUCCUGGCGAACUUUUGAAGAGCAUGGGUGGUGUGAUGGAUCCCGGUAUGCUUGCCGCGAAGACCGCUUUUCGUGGCAACUGUCUGCCCGUACGCAUGAUUCCUCUCGGAACUCAGGUCUACGCUGUUGGCUCUACCACAGGCAAGGGAGCCGUCUUCUGUCGCAGCGCCGGUACUUUUGCUACUGUCGUCUCAAAAGAGGAGGUUGGCAAGAAGGUCAAGGAGGUCGUAGUCCGCCUGCAGAGUGGUGAAGUCAGAAGAGUUAGCCCCGAUGCUUGCGCCACCAUUGGUGUUGCUAGCAACCCUCAUCACCACUUCAGGACGCUCGGUAAGGCCGGUCGUAGCAGAUGGCUCAACAUCCGUCCUACCGUUCGUGGUCUGGCUAUGAACGCUGCCGACCAUCCUCACGGUGGUGGUAGAGGUAAAUCAAAGGGUAACGUCCACCCCGUCUCUAUCUGGGGCACUCCAGCCAAGGGUGGUUACAAGACUCGUGCAAAGCGCAACCCCAACAAGCACGUUGUGCAAGAGCGCGAGCGCAACCAAGGCAAGAGAAGGACAAGCAAGAACUAA
Molecule: messenger RNA, 1143 nt
Organism: Aureobasidium melanogenum CBS 110374
Lineage: Eukaryota; Fungi; Ascomycota; Dothideomycetes; Dothideales; Saccotheciaceae
Product: ribosomal protein L2
Exons: 2
Coding region: 1-1143 (380 amino acids)
Biological process (GO): cytoplasmic translation
Cellular component (GO): ribosome; large ribosomal subunit
Molecular function (GO): structural constituent of ribosome; transferase activity; RNA binding
Source: RefSeq, a predicted model, not a curated record